Indicator indicator is the source of this 1107-nucleotide messenger RNA. It is a transcript of the gene LPAR5, whose product is annotated as lysophosphatidic acid receptor 5. The transcript has a single exon. Bases 1 to 1107 code for a protein of 368 amino acids. Gene Ontology annotation, molecular function: G protein-coupled receptor activity. Lineage: Eukaryota; Metazoa; Chordata; Aves; Piciformes; Indicatoridae. Gene Ontology annotation, biological process: behavioral response to pain; G protein-coupled receptor signaling pathway. Gene Ontology annotation, cellular component: membrane. The record is from RefSeq and is a predicted model, not a curated record.
AUGUCAGCUUCCAAUGCAUCCCAGACAUGCAAGGAUUACAGCUUCAACCACCACCUCCUCCUGCCCGGCUACAUCCUGAUCUUCGUGACGGGCCUGACGCUGAACGUGACGGCGCUGUGGAUAUUUGUGCGCUACCUGCGCCUCAAGUCCGUCGUGAUGAUCUACAUGUUCAACCUGGCUGUCAGCGACCUCACCUUCACCCUCCCCCUGCCCCUGCGGCUCUACUACUAUUCCAACCACCACUGGCCCUUUGGCAACACCCUGUGCCAGGUCUCUGGCUCCGUCUUCCAGAUCAACAUGUACGGCAGCUGCCUCUUCCUCAUGUGCAUCAACCUGGAUCGCUACGUUGCCAUCGUCCACCCGCUCCGCUGGCGCCACGUCCGGCGCCCCAAGGUGGCCAAGCUCCUCUGCCUCAUCGUCUGGGUGAUGAUCUUCGUGGGCUCCAUCCCCACGGCCAUAGUCCACAAGCAAAACCACUGUGAAGUACGGAACCAGACCGUCUACCUGUGCUUUGAAAGCUUCAGCGACAACAUAUGGCAAAACAACCUCUUCCCCCUGGUGGUGCUGGCAGAGCUCUUGGGCUUUCUCCUGCCCCUCAGCUGUGUGACCUACUGCUCGGUUCGGAUCUUCCAGGAGCUCUGCCAGGGCAGCCAGCCCAAAACCCUGCGGCAGCGCAAGACCGUCCGGCUCCUCUUGGUCAACCUGGUCAUCUUCAUCAUCUGCUUUGUGCCUUACAACACCACCCUGGCAGUUUACGGGCUGAUAAAGGCCCAGGUGAUGAAGGUUGACCCAGAAACGCAGAGCUCCGUGCGCCAGGUGCUGAUCAUCACCAUGCUCUUUGCCAGCAUGAACUGCAUGCUGGACCCCUUGAUCUACUACUUCAGCACCGAGGGCUUCCGGAACACCUUUAAGCAGCUGCGGCGGGGUCAGACCUGGGACUCGGAUGUUGGGAUGCUUAAGAAUCAGUCUGUGGGGAGCAAGUCAAGCCGAGACCACGCUGCCUCGAAAGGGCACCCAGCUGAAAACCUGAUCCGUCCCAAGGAAUCCUUGCCAGCCCUUCCUGCUGCAAUGUUUCUGAGCAGUCCUAUUGAGGACUCAGAAAUAUAA